Cheilinus undulatus (humphead wrasse) is the source of this 5627-nucleotide messenger RNA. RefSeq names its product malic enzyme 1, NADP(+)-dependent, cytosolic (gene me1). Bases 45 to 1811 code for a protein of 588 amino acids. The record is from RefSeq and is a predicted model, not a curated record. Gene Ontology annotation, cellular component: mitochondrion. Gene Ontology annotation, molecular function: malate dehydrogenase (decarboxylating) (NAD+) activity; malate dehydrogenase (decarboxylating) (NADP+) activity; NAD binding. The transcript has 14 exons. Lineage: Eukaryota; Metazoa; Chordata; Actinopteri; Labriformes; Labridae. Gene Ontology annotation, biological process: malate metabolic process; pyruvate metabolic process.
UUGUUGAGUUCACAACAGUUCGCUCUAUUUAAAGAGACAACAACAUGGCACACGGUCUGGUCAGACGGGAGUCUGUGGAAACCGAGAUGCACAAGUCUAAUACAAAGAAGAAAACCUUUAUUUUCACCAAGAAGAGGGGCUACGAUGUUACCAGAAACCCCCACCUGAACAAGGGCAUGGCGUUCACCCUGGAGGAGCGUCUCCAGCUUGGAACCCACGGCCUGCUGCCUCCUUGCUUCAUUACUCAGGACGUCCAGCUGCUAAGGGUGCUUAAAAACUACGACAUGCAGAAAGAUGACCUGGACAGAUACGUGUUCCUGAUGGGGCUCCAGGACCGCAAUGAGAAGCUCUUCUAUCGGGUACUGAUGUCAGACAUCGAAAGGUUCAUGCCCAUCAUUUACACCCCCACUGUGGGCCUGGCCUGCCAACAGUAUGGACUCAUUUUCAGAAGACCAAGGGGGCUGUUCAUCACUAUUCAUGACCGAGGCCACAUUUCUACUCUGCUCCAGAACUGGCCAGAGAAAGACAUCAAGGCGGUGUGUGUGACAGAUGGAGAGAGGAUCCUCGGACUGGGAGACCUGGGCAGCUAUGGUAUGGGUAUCCCCGUGGGGAAGCUGGCCCUCUACACGGCCUGUGGAGGCGUGCCGCCGCAGCAGUGCCUGCCUGUCAUGCUGGAUGUGGGAACAGACAAUGAGACUCUGCUGAAGGACCCUCUCUACAUCGGGCUGAGACAUAAGAGAGUACGAGGCCAGGCCUAUGAUGACCUGCUGGAUGAGUUUAUGAAAGCUGUGUCAGACAGGUAUGGGAUGGACUGUCUCAUUCAGUUUGAGGACUUUGCAAAUGUUAAUGCCUUCCGACUGCUGAGCAAGUAUCGCAACAAGUACUGUACAUUCAACGAUGACAUCCAGGGCACUGCUUCUGUAGCGGUAGCUGGACUCCUCGCUGCCCUCCGCAUCACCCAGAGCAAAAUGGGCGACCACACUGUUGUGUUCCAAGGAGCAGGAGAGGCAGCGAUGGGGAUCGCUGAGCUGAUUACCAUGGCCAUGGAGAAGGAGGGACUCCCAAAGGAAGAGUGUUUGAAAAAGAUCUGGAUGGUUGAUUCCAAGGGUCUCAUUGUCAAGGGUCGAGACCACCUGACUCAUGAGAAGGAGAGGUUUGCUCAUGAGCACCCACAGAUGAGGGAUCUGGAAGAUGUAGUCCGAGAACUGAAACCUACAGCGAUCAUUGGUGUGGCAGCUGUUCCCGGAGCAUUCACUGAGCAGAUCAUCAGAGACAUGGCUUCCUUCAAUGAACGUCCAAUCAUCUUUGCCCUCAGCAACCCAACCAGUAAAGCAGAGUGUACUGCUGAGCAGUGUUACACUCUCACAGAGGGUCGGGGCAUCUUUGCCAGUGGUAGUCCGUUUGAUCCCGUCACACUGCCUGAUGGGAGGACACUCUACCCCGGCCAGGGGAACAAUGCCUACAUCUUUCCUGGUGUGGGCCUGGGGGUCAUCGCCUGUGCUAUCAGACACAUCCCUGAGGAAAUCUUCCUCACUGCAGCUGAGGCUCUGGCUCACCUGGUGACAGAGAAAGACCUUGAGGAGGGAAGACUGUAUCCUCCUCUCAGCACCAUUGGGGACGUGUCUCGUAAACUGGCUGUCAGGAUCAUGGAGUAUGCAUAUGAGAACAACAUGGCCACACUUCAACCGGAGCCAUCUGACAAAGAAGCUUACGUGAACUCACUCACCUACAGCACUGACUACGAUGAGUUUGUUGUUGACUCGUACCGCUGGCCAGAUGCCAGUAUGACAGUGCAGUCAUGCAAACUUUAAUGCACUGAGCAGAGACAGAAUGAGCCCUGGAGGGGGGCAAGAACUACUGAAAUGCAAUGUCAUCACAGGACAUGUUUGAAUAUGAAAGAGGCUGUGUGUAGAAUUUUCUCAUUGAUAUAUUACUGUGAAGGAAAUGAUGACAACACAUGCAGAGGUUAAGGACUGGAUGUCACUGAGGCUAUACAGCAGUAAAAACAUUAGUAGUGACAAAGUUAAAGAGAUAGUGACACAAUAAAUGGAAAUAAGUUCAGUGUAAAGGGAAGCUCUUUGUAAUACAUGUGAAAUAUGGCACUAAAGGCAAUUUACAAUAAUAUACUUUGGGAAAGUUCUUCACUGGUAACUUUUAAUUGUACUGUAAUAGACAGUUACUUUAUGACUGUGUCAGGUUUAUUUCAAAAACUAUUUGUCAAAUAAAAAAGUUUUUGAUAAAGUUUUUCAUCUCUGAUCACAUUUACACAGAAAUCAGGAAAAGUAACUUUAGAGAAUAGAUAUAAAAGAGAGUGAUAUUUAUUUUUUCUUUUCAGAGUUCAGAGUCAGUGACACACUAAUUGCUUUUAUUGUAUCUUUUGUAGGUUUAUCACCAGAUUAGGACAUUUUUAGGUGAAUUUGAUUCUUCAUAGCUUGUUACUUUCUGUUAAGUAGACUAAACAACUGGAUAAUGUAAUUUCUAAAAUGUUUAUUCAUGCUACUCUGGCUCCCUUUAGAGGAAAAUCUGUGUCAUUGCAAUGAAAUUUGCAGCUAAUUAUUCAAGCUCUAAAGGGAACCCUGCAUAUUUAGACAUACUGACUUACUGGUAUGUCUCUUUUAUAUGUAUGCUGUACAAAGGAGCACACUGCCUAUAUUUUAGAAAAUCAACAAAACAGAUUCUGUCUUAGGCUGUCUCUGUUUCCAGUACACUUUUUCAGCUCUGUCCUCCUUAAGGCCCUUUUAAAGUCCCUAUAGAGUGAUUAAAAAAAAUCUUUAUUUUAGGUUUGUUGUAUGACAGGCUAUUGUGUUAUGAACCUCCAGGCCAGAUUUUAGUCAUGAAAAACAUCUCUAAGUUUAUAAAAAUUAAGUUGAGCAGAGAGUUUAUGUCAUUUUAGUGUUAGGGGGGUGGGGUAAAUUCCCCAUCAAGACUGGUGACGUCAUGGGCCCAUGUAUUUGCCCUGCAUGAAAAAAACCAAGCCAGGAAAGGGGUGAAAAGCUUUCGAACAGUCUAAAUCAAAAAUUUAGUCACACUUAGAUCUCAGUGUUUUCACAUGUUUAGAGCAACCAUAUUCCAGCAUAUCUAAUGUGUUACGACACAUUUUGGUUUCACUUUAAAGGGACUUUGAUCAUAACCUGACUGCAGUUUAAAAGAAUAGAAAAAUGAGAAACUUACUGUAACGCAAACCAAGCUGAGAACAGUCAAAAAGAACACCUUGGUGGCCAACAUAUGCAUCUAAUUUUCAAUUUUCUCAAUGCAGAAAUACUAUAAGACAAACUUUGCACAGCAAACAUAAAGAGGGUACCAAUGUCAAAGUAUCUUUAUUUAUCUAGUCAUACAAAGUAGUACACUUGCAAAGCAGUUUGCCAGACUGUCGUCAGGCAAAGCCAUCUCAAAAAAUUCCAGUCCAUAUAGUUUGUGAGGAAUGAGGCAUUAGCUUUAGGGGGUUUAGUUGUACUGUGAGCUGCAGUGGUGUAGUGGUUUUUGCAAAAGUGGGUAAACUCUAGAUUUAUAUACUCUUUUUUUGGGUAUACUCUUUAUUUAGACGUGGGUGUACUCUAUGGAGACUGAAGAAAGUGGGUAUACUCCAUGUACUCCACUGCACACUGGCCGUUAGCAACCUCCAGUGGAGCUGUUGGCUCAGAUGUAGAUGCAGUAUAGCUACAGUUUUACCAGAACUGUACCAGAUUUCUUUAUUAAAUAAAGAGUAAAGAACAGCACUGAAAGCUUUUCAUGACUGAAAAGAUGUUUUCUUCUUCCUCUGACUUACUUCAGCAUGAGUUUGCAGCUGUUACGGGGGGGAUGUUUGAGUUGUACUGUUAGCCAGUGGCUACCGCCAUGGUAGCGAUGAGCUUGGAUGUAGCAAAAAUAUCCAAACAGUUGCAUGCAAAACAUCCAAAUGGUUGCGUGCAAAAAACACCAAACGGUUGCGUGCAAAAAUAUCCAAACAGCUGCGUGCAAAAAUAUCCAAACAGCUGCGUGCAAAAAUGUCCAAACAGCUGCGUGCAAAAAUAUCCAAACAGCUGCGUGCAAAAAUGUCCAAACAGCUGCGUGCAAAAAUAUCCAUACAGUUCAUACACUAUGGUAGGACUGGCCUGUAUAGCUCAGGUUAGCAAUUGAGCUGUGCAUGUCUCACCUCAUUUUGUAUUGAAGCUCUGAUUGGCCCAUCGUGGAUGUGACAGACAGAACGUUUGUCCAAUCAACUUUUAAGAAUUUUUGAUAAAUCCUGCCCUUACAAACAUUUUGCAUGGGAGCUUUCCUGGAUGAAUAAGAAAUAUAUCUAUGUAAUGGAUAUAUGAAUCAGUCUGUCUGGCAUGUCAGAUUAGCAAGGGUCAAUUGGCAACAUUCUCCGUCUGUCAUCCAUCUUGCAAACUUUCAAGCCAAAAUGCAUUUUCCUGGUCGGAGGAUGACUGCACCAUCCAGUGUCAUUUGAAGAGAAAGAGGUGGGAACUACAUACAGGGCUUAGCUUAAGUAAUGUAGUGGGUUGUUCCAUGAGAUAAAAGUGGCACACAACUACAUCACACGUUUGGUUGCUCUGAUUGGUCAGUAAUGUGACAAACAAAAAUGUUUUAACUUGUUUUUGAAAUGUUGUGCCCUGCUCAUAUCUGUCCAUGGAGUGUUGCCCAGAUGAAUGUGAAACAUAUCCGCUGCCACGGACAUGUGAAGCAGUCUAUCUGGUAUGUCAGAUUAUUAAAUACUGGGUUCUUUCAACUUAUCAGUUAGUUUGCAAAUUUGUAUUUCUUUUCUUUGGUAAGCUGAUUUUUGGAGAGCAGAUUUUAACAAGUAAUGAAACCUGUUUUACCUUUUACCAGUACAUGAUAUUAUCAUGUUUUUAGUUGUUUUAAAAGCGAUCAUGAGUUGAUGAUGGUAUAAAAACAGUCUUCCUCUUAGACAAAUGUAUAUUACAUAGAAACUGCACAGACAUAAACUCAGCAGUUGAACUAUGAUGUUUAUUGCCCAGCAGUGUACUUUGCUCAGUGUUAUCUCAUUUAAACUGAGGAUGAUUUUACAUUAAUUAAUCAAUCAGUGGCCAGACAGUCAGUACCAGAGGCCUUUUCUGGCCUGCUGCCCAUCCCGCUCUGAAAUCAAUAGAGAAGCAGUCAGACCAGUCAGAGCUCAGAGCUGAGUGUCUGCCGCUGGCACGAUUUUGAGGGACAAACAUAAUUUUUCUCACUUUCUUUGCUUGACCCUGCCUUUUAAUUCAGCUGCAGGCGAGCAGCACUCUGACAUGAUGAUCAAUAUGUCUCAAUGUCAGAACUGUCUAGUUACAAAGCUGUCUAGGCCACAAAUGGUAGAUCAGUACUUCAGCACAUAAACAACUUCCCGAGGCUCUGUGUGGAUUAAUAAAAAAGAUAAUCAAAUAUUUUGACUUGGAUGACAGGAAAAGAAUAAACCUUUUGGAAACCGUAUUAUUCUUGUUACACCAGUCAUCUUUAAGGUUAAAAAAAAGCUUUUAUUUAACUCUUGAAGUGAAGCAGCUUCAUGAAAUUUAAACCCCAAAUCUGUUUUUCAUGAAAGAACAACCAUAAUAUUUUCAAAUAAAAUGGUGUAUUUGACCCUGUGCAUUUUUAACUGUGAGCUGUUUGCCAUUUUUCCAUCAAUUCAAAAUAAAUGUUUCAUUUCUUCCUUA